AAUAAAGACUUAAUAAAAGAAAACUUUGGAUUUGUUUAGAUUGUGCAAUGUUUGUCAGCACACAACCCUGAGCAGAAAAUCAUUCAACUAUUUACCAGUCGACUGACAAUCUUUUCUAGGAGACUACAUGAAUGAAUUCCUUUAAAACAGCUAAACAUGAAAUCCUGCGAGAUAUUUCUCUUUAUUCUUCUUUUGAAAUGUAAGGACAUUACAACUAAUGCUGAAGAAGUCACCUGUCAUGAGCAAGAUCUCAAUAAUGUUCACAUUUUAAUGGGACAUCCAGGAAUCAAUCCACCUUACACAUCUGGACAUGUCUUAGUUUUCAAAUGCAUUGAUGUCAACAUGAUGAUGUACGGCCAGCGAGCAAUCGAAUGCAGGUCAGAUGGUAACUGGGAUAAUCCAUUUCCACAAUGUGGAGUUAAAGCUUUUUGUACAAAGCCUCUUCUGACAUUAACCAAUUCAAGACUUAUUGAUGAGAGGACAUAUUCUCACAGAGACACAGUACGCUAUGAGUGUGAUGAUGGCUAUGAAUCUAUAGGAGAGACCAUCGCUAAGUGUGAUGGACAAACUUGGAUUUACCCAGAAUGCAUUCGAAAAGCUCAGUGUACCAAACCAACAAAGAACUUGCAGUAUGUGACCCUGUCAGAUGAGAAAAAUCUAUUCAACAACUUUGAAACUUUGAGAUACAAGUGCAAUAAACCAUAUGACAAAAUUCCAGGAGGAUCUUUGACUUGUAGAGAUGAAAAAUGGAUUGGAACGAUUGGCUGCACAAGCAGCAUUUGUCCUCCACCACCUGAAAUUGAAAAUGGAGAUUUUAUCACUAAGGAUAUGACCAGUGAGGUCAUCAUGGAGGUAACAUACUCUUGCCAAUCUUACUAUGUGCUGAAUGAACAGAGAAAACAUUACAGGUGUAGAGAUGGGAGAUGGGAAACACCUCCAAAAUGUCUGAAGCCAUGCAAACUAACACCUGAGAUUUAUACUGAUUCCAAUAUACAACCCAUCAGAGAUAACUACGUGAAGCACAGUGAUGGAGAGAUUUCAUUUAAAUGUAAUGAGGGAUGGAAUUCUGGAGGUGUCAGAAAAUCAGAUUAUGCAAAGGGGACAUGCUCUGAAGGGAACAUAAAUAUACAUAAGAAAUGUCAUACAGAAAAUAUAUUUGGAUAGACUAAGUGGAACACUGAGACCUGAAGAUUUCUGAUCUAACCAAAGCAUGAAGAUGGACAGACACACAGAGACGAGAACACAUAAAUGCAUCUAUGUUGCUGCAAUCAUGGAGGCUAUGUCUGUCCCAGAGUCCUCUCUCACAGCGCUACUUUUCACAGAGUGUAAACCAAUCAGUAAAUUAGGUCAAAUGUGUUGAGAAACUCUUUGAGAAUUUUUAAUCAGAUUAAUUAAUUCUAUAACCGGCCAAAUGUUUCAGUAUAUACACCAAUAUCAUGCAAUCCUUCAUUUGAACAUUAUCAGAUUGAUGGAAAAAGGUUUAGGCAACAAGAGCUAUAGAACAAUAGCUCUUAAACUUUUCAGAUCAAGUACCACCUUUAGUAAAAUAGUUGUUCCAAGUACCACCUAAUGACUGCCAAAGAAUCACAUGAAUAAACAUUCAAAUGAAUCGUA
Molecule: messenger RNA, 1614 nt
Organism: Triplophysa dalaica
Lineage: Eukaryota; Metazoa; Chordata; Actinopteri; Cypriniformes; Nemacheilidae
Product: complement factor H-like
Exons: 9
Coding region: 157-1164 (335 amino acids)
Source: RefSeq, a predicted model, not a curated record